Haliotis rufescens (red abalone) is the source of this 5330-nucleotide messenger RNA. RefSeq names its product A disintegrin and metalloproteinase with thrombospondin motifs 18-like. The record is from RefSeq and is a predicted model, not a curated record. NCBI's taxonomy places the organism in Eukaryota, Metazoa, Mollusca, Gastropoda, Lepetellida, Haliotidae. Bases 534 to 4862 code for a protein of 1442 amino acids. Gene Ontology annotation, molecular function: metalloendopeptidase activity. Gene Ontology annotation, biological process: proteolysis; extracellular matrix organization. Gene Ontology annotation, cellular component: extracellular matrix. The transcript has 27 exons.
AUGGAGACCCCGGUAUCUCAAACACAGCAGCAAGAAAACUUCGAUUUCCACCCGUUUAAACACAUUCAGAAGAUUUAUAUCGCAAUCUAGCCUCGGCACCUAGCAUUAAAGUCCAGGGUCUCGCAUUAACGACUUGCAACUGAGGGCGAGAUUAUACGCCUGCAUUGUGUGAUUAUUAGUAUGUGAUAAUUAGUAUUUAACACAUCGGUGUCGGCGCUACAGUUUUAUCACAUCUCAUCCCCGGGGCCUGACAAUGUGAUGGGUGGACGGCUGCGUGUAUAUAGGUCCUGAUCAGCCCCACCCCCAGGGAUCACGGAGUCUACCUGCCACCUUGAACACCUGUAGUCGAGUGCAUCCUCGGGACGAAGCAGGGACACCCACUUCAUCUGCAGUUGCCGCUGUUGUAGUUUCUCUUUGUACAAGAUUGCCCCUCAACACUUCUGUGAAUUAUGCUAUACUUGGACAGCCACUGAAACGACGAGUAAGCUGUUGUAGACGCCGUGAAGUACUUGCAGUAUUUGAAGUACGGUGUGAUGGUGGGGGCAACAGCUCUGUGGCUUGUUCUCUGUGCGACGUCGACAACGGCUGUGUCAGUGAAGUUUCACCACCAUUUGUCUGAGAAUGACCUUGAACUCUACUUUGGAACUCGCAACAGUCGGGAAGUGCCGAAGUACGACAUCGUCCACCCUGUACGACGUCGUCACCCCCGCACCUCUCUGAUACACCCACCCCUACUCCAGUACCGCCUGAAGGCCUUGGGAGAGGAGUAUGACCUCCACCUUGAACGCAAUCAACACCUAGUGGCGCCAGGCUGCCUUAUGACCCACACAGAUGGGAAGGGUGGGGCGGUGGUGUCCCCUUGCCCCCGGGGAGACGGCGACUGCUUCUACACGGGGACGUCUACCCUGCACAACAGCUCCUUCGUGGCCCUCGGCACAUGUGUCGGAUUGCAUGGUGUCAUUUCUACACCAACCCAUCAGUUGCUUAUCCAGCCAAUCAGAGGCCAACACCUUGCUGACGUCAACAUUGGGCGUGAUGCAGGUGCCCCGCAUUUAGUGUACCAUCUGACCGCUAGGGGGAUGUGUGGUGUCCAGGACACGGCGGAGCAGAUAGUUCCUCGUCGCGUCCGUCGCCAGGCAGGUGGGCUGUUUCUGGAGAUGCUGCUGGUUGCAGAUAAGACGAUGCACCGUUACCAUGGCGAUGACCUGGUGAACUACAUGCUGACAGCGGCUAAUGUGGCGGCGGGGCGGUACCUGGACAGCAGCCUCGGUGUCCCCAUCCACCUGACCAUCAUCAGUCUGAGGGUACUGAAGGACGACAUGGACGGCCUGAAUAUCACCACUGACGCUGACCACACCCUCAACAGUUUCUGUCAGUGGCAGGAGAAGUUUAACCCUCCCGGUGACACGGACCCCCGGCACGUGGACGCUGCCAGCCUCAUGACCAGGGAGAAUCUGAUCCACAAGGGGGUUGCUGAGACGACUGGCCUAGCGUCCCUGGGGGGAAUAUGUGUCAAGGAAAUGAGAUGUUCAAUACUUGAGGACAACGGCCUUGACAUUGGCCUGACCUUGGCCCAUGAGACAGGUCACAGCUUGAACAUGCAGCACGACAGUGAGGGGAACGUCUGUGACGACAAAACCAACAUCAUGUCGACUGGCGGGGGAGGCGGGACGACAGCGUUCAAGUGGUCCUCCUGUAGCAAAGACGCCCUUCACAACUUCCUGUACGAGGGUAACGGCGCCUGUCUGCUGGACUCGCCUACAGUGGUCGGAUUUCUCCUUCCCAAAGACCUGCCAGGAGUUAUCUACCCUGGCGACAAGCAGUGCGAGUUGUUCCUGGGUCAAGGGUCAAAGAUCUGCGAGGGCACGUCGUUGGUAGAAGACUAUGGCGGGGACGAGUGCGGCAAGCUCAUCUGCUUCGACCCGCAUCUCCCCGGCCAGUGUACAGGGAGCCAGGCACCCAGGAUGGAUGGCACGGAGUGUGGGCACAGAAAGUGGUGCAUCAACGCCCGGUGCGCGGACAUAGGGCCCCGGGGGCCGCCACCUCGAGACGGGGGGUGGUCGGAGUGGGACUCUGAGUGGUCGCCGUGUUCCCGCACGUGCGGGGGCGGAGUCAGGAUCAAGACAAGGACAUGUGACAGACCCAGGCCUCUGUUUGGGGGAAAGAAGUGCGAGGGGUUUGAUUCAAAAGCGGAGAUCUGCAACCUUGAGCCCUGCACCGCGCCCCAGUCUCAGUACAGGGAGGAGCAGUGUGCCGCCACAGACAUCUACCCCCUUGGUGGGCGUCAUCUCCACUGGUUGCCAGGGGAUACAGUAGGUGACAGUGUGUGCAUGCUGUACUGCAGCCCUGAGGGGGUCGAGACGAUUCACCUGAGGGGGGUCGGGACGAGCACCGACUACAAGGACGGUACAGAGUGCGACUCCGCCGACGGCGGCACGUACAACCGAUGUGUGUCGGGGAAGUGUAGGGCAUUCGGCUGUGACGGUGUCAGUGACUCCCCCACCCGCCUUGACGUCUGUGGCAUCUGCAGCGGCAGCAACAACACCUGCGAGAAAAAGACGGGGAGCUUCUUCAGAGGAAAGGAGAAAAGCUAUGUGACGUUUCUGACGAUUCCCCGCGGGUCAACAGGAAUCAAGAUGACCAAUGACAACCGCUACACGUGGAUGAGUAUACGUGUGAAUGGCCAGCGUCUGUUCAACACCAACCUCCGGCACAAGGACAAGAAACACGCCUACAGCAGGGAUGGGGUUAAAGUGCUGUACGCCCCGUAUGGCCCGGAGAGUAUCCAGAUCCCAGGCCCCGUCCCCACACAGCUGCAGGCACAGGUCUACCGGCUGUUCGGCUACACCUACUCCGACGUCAGCCCGGAGAUCUACUACGAGUUCUACCAGCCCCUGGUCGCCACCUUGCCUGUGCGCUACACCUGGACCACCCGGGAAGGCCCCUGUAGUGCCACGUGUGGACAAGGCUCCCAGCAGGUACAGGCCGUGUGUGGGAGGGCGGACACCGGGGCCAGGGUGGAGAGAAGCCGGUGUAGUGCAGAGGAGGAGCCUGACACCCAGCCCACACCCUGCCACCAGCAGCCCUGCCCACCCAGGUGGCACACGGGCGUGUUCACCCCCUGCUCCCGGUCGUGUGGCGGGGGACUGGCGUCUAGGACUGUCCAGUGCAUGCAACACCAGGCUGGUCAGUCCGAGGUGGUUGAAGAUGACCAGUGUGACCCUGCCAGCAGACCGCUGGCUACCCAAACGUGUGGCUCCCAGCCUUGCCCCGGCGCCUGGAGGACGGACCCCUGGACCGACUGUUCCCAGACCUGUGGGGUGGGGGUGAGGAGAAGGGGGGUGCGGUGUUUCCUGACCCCACACACCGAGGUGCCCGAUGACAACUGUGAGCUGUCAGACAAGCCGGAUGUCAAUGAGCCCUGCAAGAAGGCAGCAUGCUUCAUUCCUCCAGUCUCCCCCUGUGCCGACAACAUCUCCGCCGACUGCCAGGAGUACGACAGAAGGGUGUGUUCCAGGUACAGAGAGUGGGCCCAGCAUCACUGCCCCUUGUUCUGCUCCCUGUGUUCCCAGACUGACAACGUGGGGAGACGUCAUCGGGAGGGGGGUCAGGAAGGUGCUGCAAAGGAACAGAGGACAGAUCUGGGGGGUGGCAAAGCAGGGGGCCAGGAAGACGGUGGGAAGGGCGGGGCAGAGGGGGGCAGGUCAGGUGGACAAAUAGGAAGGCAGGAAGAUGAGGAGGAGAGGAACACAUCGGAAGAGACGGGGGGUGAGGAUGGGGGCCAGAUAGAGCAACAAGAAGAUGUAACAGGUGGGCAGGGAGCACGGCAGGGGGAGGAUCAAGAUGUCACAGACCAGAGGAGUCAAGUGGGAGAUGGGGAGGGCACAGGAGAUGAGGAUGGGGAGGACAGGAAAGGAGUGGUGGGUGGGCAUGAGCGUGCUGCUGAAACUGUUUCCUACAGUUCUCACCCAGAUGUCAGGCGUGGGUAUGACACCACAGAUCUUGUCAUAAGUGAUGACGUCACACAAGGAGAGAAUGAUGUCACACAAGGAAAGGAUGGCGCCACACAAGGACAGGAUGAUGUCACACAGGGAGAGUUUGAUGUCACACACGGAGAGGAUGGCGCCACACAAGGACAGGAUGAUGUCACACAAGGAAAGGAUGGCGCCACACAAGGACAGGAUGAUGUCACACAGGGAGAGUUUGAUGUCACACACGGAGAGGAGGUUACACAAGCAAAGGAUGACGUGAAACAAGGAGAGGAUGACGUCACACAAGGAACUGAGUAUGGCGUCACACAAGGAGGAGCGAAUGACUUUACAGAAGGAGAGGAUGACGUCACACAAGGAGAGGAUGACGUCACACGAGGUGGGAAUGGUAUCACACAACUAGGAGCGGGUGACGAGGAUAUUAGCGAAGAUUCUGAUGAUAAAGGACGAAUGUUGAAGGACCAAGAUUGUGUCGAUGUUUUGAAUAGCUGCCGACAGUACAGUCAGAGAGACUGCAGGCAGUUUCCGGACUGGGCCAAACAGAACUGCCAGAGGCACUGUAACUACUGCGAUGACGACUACGUAACAACAACGUCAUCCACAACCAGUGAGGAUUUGGACUGCAGCGACGUGAACACGCAGUGUGUGGAGUAUCCAGACAGUGUGUGUGAGGAGUACGAAUCUUGGGCAAGAACCAACUGUAAACGUCGGUGUCACUUCUGUCAACAGGACCUAGGGCAGGUGGCGGCCACUGUGACUCCGCCUUGCGUGGACGCGUCCAUUGAAUGUAUCGACUAUCACCAGUCCGUGUGUGCCCUGUACAAAGACUGGGCAGAGAUCAACUGCCGGAAGUUCUGUCACGUCUGUACAUAGAACCAACGACUCCCAACUGAUGGAGCAGACACGCGAACAACUGCACAGAUGCUGCUGCUUCCCGGGCGGACGUCUGUGAGGCCAUAUUUUGACCAAUCCAAUUUAAAUCAGAUCUUUUACUCGGAUGAGAUAUGUCUCUCCCUGACAAUGUGACAUUCCUUCCAAUCACCUCAUCAGCAUCGGGGCUUCUAAAGUCUCGUACAUGAACGAAAAGGGCAGUUCCGAAUUGAAUGUAAUAAAGAUGGCGGUAUAUACUCUGUUGUGAAUACUUUAUACCCUCCUGUUACUGGGCGCCAUUGCACCUAACCCAAACCCGGUGUACUAUGGAGGGGACACUAUGUCCCGUCUGGCUUCUCUGUUAAAGAUCGAAAUUUCCGAAUCCAGGUGGUGAAGCAAUGGAAGGGAAUCGUUUUAGAACACUGGCAUGUGAUUGGCUCAAAAACCCACCAAUACUUUAUUUAAAAUGGG